AUGGAUAUUAAUAAUAAUGCAUCAAAGAGCAAGAGAGUGGGUCGGUCGCAGAGGAAAAUGCUAACGGAGGAGGAGGCCUUGCACAGACAGGCUCUAUCAAUGGCAAUUAAUCAGCUCCAGUUGUCCCAAAGAUUCGACGGCUCCAUGUCGCGCAGAGUUGGAUCUAUAAGCUCUCGACGAGAUCCAUUAUCUAAUGGGAAACAGGUACCGCUUUCAGCCCGUUACACCUAUCUCUUUUAUCGAAUCGAAGCAGAUUAG
This is a messenger RNA of Ilex paraguariensis (yerba mate), 258 nucleotides long. The record is from the annotation of a GenBank genome assembly. NCBI's taxonomy places the organism in Eukaryota, Viridiplantae, Streptophyta, Magnoliopsida, Aquifoliales, Aquifoliaceae.